UUAUUACACCUUAAAUUCAGGUAAGUUUGUCUUAUCGACGUAUACAUUAUGACCAUCAUGAGAAGACUUAAAGUGUACUCUGCAAUCAUCGUAUGUACGGAUAUAGUAUUGUGAGAAGAGUACUCUAAGGAAUGUCAUUGAUGAGGGAUAGUACAUGGACCAACAGAGAAUGUGCCUGAUUCUCAUUGGUUGUCAGUCAGAAAAAUGGUUAGUUAGUUACCAGGUCACUCGGUCACUUCACCAACGGCGCCAAAAUCAAUAUGGUGGUAUGACGAUGUAUCAUGAAAUGAAUUAUUUGGUUUUUCAUGUUUUUCUCCUCGUCAUUUUGACACAUGUUGUAAAGCAAUGAAACAUUAUUUCAUAGAAAAGUGUUUGUAUUGAAGUGAAUAUGAACAGACAAGCUCCAAAACCAAACAAACGAAACAGAAAAAAGACCGUUUUGAAAGAAUGUCCAAAUCCCUUAUUUCUUAAAUGGUUGGAACGUUGGAGGGAUGAAGCAAAAGUAAACGAUUCAAAACUGCAAUAUGUCUACAAUAAGGCUAUUAGUUCUUUGAAGAAGUAUCCAUUACCUUUGGAAAGUGGCAAAGAAGCAACAAUCCUGGAUGGUGUUGGACCUAAUAUCGCAAAGCGUCUAGAUGAAGAAUUAAAGAAACAUAAACAAAAUGUUCAAAAUACAGUUGAUGUUGCCUUAAGUACAUGUGAUGAAGAAAUUGUCAGUGAUGUUAAAUUUCCUGAUUGGAGGGUACCACCUCCUUUUGACGAUGUCAAUGUAAUAAACUUUAAUGGUUUUACUGGAACAACUGUUGAACCUCUGCCUAAAAAGAAAAGAAAAUCAACUUCAAGAGAGUACAUUCCUGUGUACAGAAGUGGUCCAUAUGCAAUAAUGUUAGCUUUGUUGAAAGCCAGCCAGAGAAUUGGCAACAAAGGAUAUCUGACAAAGUUAGAGUUACAGCAACAGGCCCAGCCAUACACGGAAACAUCAUUUACUGUGCCAGAGCCUGAUUCUUACUACACAGCUUGGUCAUCUAUGUCGACUUUGUUAAAGAAAAGAUUUGUCUCAAAAUCAGGCAAUCCAGCUAGAUUUUCACUGACUGACGCUGGUUUUGUUCUUGCUAACACAUUAACUAAAGCAUCAGAAACCGAAGAUAUUGCAAGAUCACCAACAUCUCCAACAUCUCUUCAUAUUUUGCCACCUGCAACAAGCGUUGAUUCCAAAACCCUUACAAACAACAAUUCUUCUACUAAGGCGGACACGAAACAAUCCUCUAUUGUAGUUUCCUCACAGAAAACAGACAGCUGUCUUACUUCAAAUUCUCUUUUAGCUUCAAAUAAUCAAAUCUCAUCUAAAGCUUCCGACAAAAAAGUUGACACUGAAGUAUUGCCUAUUCAAUUGGGAUCACUGAAGUUUUGGUACGUCAAUAGUGACGGAGAUUGUGUGGAUCAUAAGGAUAAAGCUGCUGUUAUUGUUGAUGACGAAUUAUCAUUUGGCUUUUUGAUAAAAUGUCGAAAAUCUCAACUUGAUGCCACUAAAGUGAAGUAUAAGGUUGACGAAUCCAGACCUGGAAAAAAUGGCGAUGUUUUUGCAUACAUAGAAAGCCAAAGCAUUCAACAAUUAUCACAAUCCCUUCAAAAACCUCGUAAUACAAAUAAAGUUUCUAGCAGUGGAAAGAUAUCUGAGUCGACAACUGUUUCUGAUGACGAUUAUGAUAGUGACCAUGAAAUAUGGAUGAAGCCUUUAUUUGAAAGACUUGUAGCAACAAAUAAAGAUGUUGUGACUUCAAUUCUUCCUGCAAAUUCAACAGCGAUCUCAAAGACGACAAAAGAUGAACUAGAUGACAUAAACAUUAUUGAGCGUCCACAAAAACGUUUUUUAUCAACACCGUUGUACGGCUCAAAAAGUACGACAAGCAAACAACAUUUGUCGUCAACGACUGACUUUGUCGAAUCUUAUUCAAGAUCAAUAGAAAACGAUGUGGUCUCAAAAGAAAUAAGUUUUACUUUACCAUCGUCUUCAUCCGUCGUUGAGCAAACUGAAACAUUAACUGUGACAAACGAAAGAAAUUGUCUAGACAACUUCGAGAAGGCAAUGGUGCCUCUAUUCGAGCUCAAACCCGGAAACUUUGAAAUUAUUCUUUGCGUUGACCACACUGAAACAACUGGAGGUUCAAAAACAUCUCGAAAAGAGGAAAUGGUUAAAGAACUUCAAAAGAAUGGUGUGCACUUUGAUGUGCGGAAAUUAAACGUUGGUGACUUUCUUUGGAUCGCUCGUGAAACCUUACCUUUACCUGGUCAGUUGACUCUGCCUGAAAGAAGAGAGUUGGUACUUGAUUAUAUUGUCGAAAGAAAACGUAUGGAUGAUUUAUGUAGGAGCAUUAAAGAUGGACGCUUUAAGGAACAGAAGUUUCGAUUGUUGAAAUCGGGUUUGCGUAAUCCUGUGUAUCUUGUAGAAGAUUUUGGUUCAAUGAAUUUCAUGUCAAUGCCAGUUAAGACUUUAGAACAAGCAAUCGUCAAUACUCAGAUUGGUGAAGAUUUUUUUGUUAAAAGAACGCGAGACAUCAAAGAAUCUGCUGGAUAUCUUACAUUAAUGACCAGAUAUCUACAGAACAUUUAUGAGAAACAAACAUUGAAAGCAAUAAAGAAAGAGAACAAGGAGUUUGUAAAAGUUGACGAUGAUGAUGUGAAUGUUUAUUUUAUGACUUUUACUGAACUUAAUGAUAUCUCUAUUAAAAAUAAAAUACUGACUGUUGGAGAAUUGUUUGGUAAACAAUUGUUGCAGAUUCCUGGUAUAGCUGUAGAGAAAGCUCUUGGAAUAUUAAAACAUUAUCCAACAUUUAUAGAUCUUUUGGAAGCUUAUGAAAAGCAAACGAGUGAGAAAAUGAAAGAGGACAUGCUCAGUGAUAUUAAGUUUGGCAAAACGCAAAGGAAAAUUGGACAAUCAGUAAGCAAAACUAUGUAUCAACUUUACUGUACAAAAGGAGCUCUUUCCUGAAAUUAUUUCAGACAAUUUCUACCUCACUAGAUAGAAAAGAUAAGUCAAUAUAUAUUUUAAUGAAAUAUAAACAGAUUAUAAAUAAUAUUUUAUAAAUUUAACACCAUUUUAUGUAAUACAUUUUGUUUUUGUUUUAAACAAUCUUUUUUCUAAAUCUUGUUUUCUCUUUCAAUAUCAAUAGCAUUACCCAAGUGAAAUAAAUCACAUUCUUGUGCCA
This is a messenger RNA of Xenia sp. Carnegie-2017, 3206 nucleotides long. Its product is annotated as crossover junction endonuclease MUS81-like. NCBI's taxonomy places the organism in Eukaryota, Metazoa, Cnidaria, Anthozoa, Malacalcyonacea, Xeniidae. The record is from RefSeq and is a predicted model, not a curated record. Gene Ontology annotation, cellular component: Holliday junction resolvase complex; nucleus. Gene Ontology annotation, biological process: DNA catabolic process; double-strand break repair via break-induced replication; mitotic intra-S DNA damage checkpoint signaling. Gene Ontology annotation, molecular function: DNA binding; 3'-flap endonuclease activity; crossover junction DNA endonuclease activity.